Messenger RNA from Hyaloscypha bicolor E, 1467 nucleotides. RefSeq lists its product as uncharacterized. The transcript has 4 exons. Bases 1 to 1467 code for a protein of 488 amino acids. NCBI's taxonomy places the organism in Eukaryota, Fungi, Ascomycota, Leotiomycetes, Helotiales, Hyaloscyphaceae. The record is from RefSeq and is a predicted model, not a curated record.
AUGGCGCCAUUCGACUGUGCUGAGUACAAUGAGUUUAUUGCAUAUCUUUAUCGGAAUUCAUUGCAGGCCCGAGGAAUCGACAACUGCCUGAGUCUUCCACGAAUGCUCUUCACAUGCCAGUCUUUUGGUGGGAACGCUUUUGACCUUCGCCGGAGGAAGCUGAUGGAGCAGCUGAUUGAUCGUUUGGUCAAAGACAGCAUGAUUACUGUUCAUGCCGAUCCUGCUAGGGAAGGAAGGACUCUGUAUAAGUGGGAAACAUCGUUCUACUCUCGUGUAAAUGAUAUUCUAAAGCCACGAAAUUCGGGGUCUAGAACUGGUUGGGUGCAUUUGUUUUUGCAUGAAGUUUCUGAUACUCACCCAUCCGUUCAAAAUGCGAUGGAACACCUCGAACUGUUCCUCAACACGCGAUCACAGGUCGACAAAUGGUCUCAAACACCCCAUUCGACACGUGCACAACAACGCUCUCCACCACUCUUUUCCAUAUCUACAACCCCAGUUAUAGACAAGCAACAAGAGCGACCCUUCCUUGCAGCCAGCCCUGCUACACCUCGAAGCUCCUUGAAACGACCAAGAUCACGCAGUGACGCAAGUAGCGCUCCAUCAUCUGCAACUCGUCCAGUCCCGCACGACGAUGAUACGAUCGUGGUUGAAACCCACGAAAAGGAAAACGAGGGCGAACAUCGAUCUGAGAAUUUGGACGAUAGGGAUAAGGGAGAUGAGGACCAGGACCACACUUUACUGGAUCAUAUCCUCAGCAGACUACAACCAAUCCCAAAACUGCAGACGAUCUCUGAGCUGCUUCAGGACGAAAUGGACACCAUGUCAAGAAACUACAGGUCUCAGGAUACACGCAUUAAAUCUCUGGAAACGGACUUGCGGACAAUCGAUGAGAGACAUGUGCUCGGAUUAGACAACUUGCAUGGAAACUACACUUCACAGAAUGAACGCGUCAAGUCUUUGGAAAGAGCAAGGGAGACCCAGUCGGAUGUACUCUCGAAGACUGAAGGAUCCCUCGCCAAGGUAGAAGCCAAACUGAUAGCCGUCGAAGAACGGGUUUCCAAGGAAAUCUCUAACAUGAGGAUCGACAGGCAAAGCCAGAAUCUGGAUGCUUCAGCGGGGAAGUCAGGUUCGUACGACAAGAUCAAAGCAAGAUGCCGAAAAGUCGAGGAACGGCUGAUGACCUUGGACCAACGUACAACGGCGGAACGAAGUCUAUAUCGGCUUCUCGACAGCAACACGAAAUAUACACGAGAGUUAAACGACGGGGUGAAUACUUGGAAAAAACAGUGCGACAAGGAAUACUCGGAGGCCAAGCUUCUCAAGGAGCAAGUGCAGACGCUGGAGGAGCGUUCAUCAGCAAUGGAGAAAAUGAUUCGAGAUCAGCAGGGUCUGAUUGUGGAAUUGGCUUCUCAGCUUCGUGUUCAACGGACCAGCAAGAUACCAGAAGCCUCAAUUGGGGACUUCUGA